Vigna radiata var. radiata (mung bean) is the source of this 1377-nucleotide messenger RNA. RefSeq lists its product as uncharacterized. Gene Ontology annotation, molecular function: transposase activity; zinc ion binding; DNA binding. The record is from RefSeq and is a predicted model, not a curated record. NCBI's taxonomy places the organism in Eukaryota, Viridiplantae, Streptophyta, Magnoliopsida, Fabales, Fabaceae. Gene Ontology annotation, biological process: DNA transposition. Bases 1 to 1377 code for a protein of 458 amino acids. The transcript is spliced from 4 exons.
AUGGGAUCUAAAGGAAAGUGCCCCUGGUUGGCAUAUUGUGGUUAUAUGGAUGCAAUAAAAACAUGGCAAUUAAGGACUAUUGUUGACAACCACACUUGUAGUAGAGAGCACAAGGUCAAAUUACUUAAUUCAAAAUGGCUGAGUAAGAGGUUGGAGAAAACUGUUAGAGAAAAUCCCAGAGUUAAGGGAGUGGACAUUGUUCACAAGAUAAAUAGAAAGUGGAAUGUAGGUUUAUCUCAAUCCAUGGCUUAUAGGGCUAAAGCCAUUGCUUUAGACCAUGUUGAUGGGUCUUUCAAAGAGCAAUAUAAAAGGAUCUACGAUUAUGCAAAUGAGAUCCUAACUCGUAAUCCUGGAUCCAUAGUUGAGGUUAAAGUUGAACCAAAUGAAACCCUGCAAGGACCUAUAUUCAGGAGGUUUUAUGUUUGUCUGAAAGCCUGCAAGGAUAGUUUUGUGUUUUGCAGGCCUAUUAUAGGGCUGGAUGGUGCAUUUUUGAAAGGUAAAUAUGGUGGGGAAAUGUUGACUGCUGUUGGAAGGGACGCAAACGACCAAAUGCUACCUAUUUCAUAUGCCAUUGUGGAAGUGGAGAACAAGGCCACUUGGAAAUGGUUUAGAGAACUUCUGGUUGAAGAUCUUGGUGGGGCGACAAUAUGUGCAUCAUGUACAUUCAUGUCAGAUCAACAAAAGGGCCUAUUGAAAGCUUUUCAAGAAGUGCUUCCAGGAGUUGAUCAGCAAUUUUGCAUUAGACACCUAUACGCCAAUUUCAGAAAACAAUUCCCAAGAAAACAACUCAAGAGGUUGAUGUGGAAGGCAGCUACAACAACCACUCCCCAAACAUGGGAAAAAGAAAUGACAAAUAUCAAAGAGAUGAACAUUGAAGCUUUUAAAUAUCUGAUUAAAAUACCUCCCAGACACUGGUCGAGAUCAAGCUGGUCAGCAGAGAAGUUAUUUGAAGUCCGUCAUGCCUCUCAAGUUGGGGAGAAGCUUGUGGUUGAUCUAGACAAACAUGAAUGUAGUUGCAGGAAAUGGGCUGUCUUAGGCAUUCCAUGUUGCCAUACGUUGGCUGCUAUGAAGUUUCUCAACUUAGAUGUAGAGGACUUCAUACUUGGUUGGUUUAGGAAGGCCACAUAUGAAAAGACAUACUCUUCAAUUGUCUAUCCGAUAAAUGGAAAAAACAUGUGGCAGGUUACACCAUACAAUGAUGUAUUCCCUCCAAAAAAGAGAGUUUUGCCAGGCAGACCAAAGAAGAAACGCAGGUUGGAAGAAUGGGAGUUGGUCAGGGAUGAAACAAGAAUGAGGAAUGAUGGUCAAUGUAAAAGAUGUGGAAUUUGUAGAGAAAUGGGUCACAAUAGGAAGUCUUGCAAGAAAUCAACCCAAUAA